AUGACGGAGAAGGAGGUGCCGGAGCCGGCGGCUUCGCCCGGCCCAGGUGGGAAACCCAGGAGCCGGCCCGCUCGGCCCCCGCAGCUGCAGCGGCUGAAGCAGCUUUUCCGGCGGAAGCCCAAGGAGGAGGCGGCCCCGGAGGCGCAGCCCAACGGGGAGCUGCUCAGCCCCUCCGGGGGACCCAUCUACUACAUCUACGAGGAGGAGGAGGACGACGAGGAGGAAGAGGAGCCCGAGCCUCCCCCGGAGCCCCCCAAGCCCGUCAAUGACAAGCCCCACAAGCUCAAGGAUCACUACUUCAAAAAGCCCAAGUUCUGCGACGUUUGCGCCCGCAUGAUCGUCCUGAACAACAAGUUCGGGCUGCGGUGCAAGAACUGCAAGACCAACAUCCACCACCACUGCCAGUCGUACGUGGAGAUGCAGCGCUGCUUCGGCAAGAUCCCCCCAGGCUUUCGGCGGGCCUACAGCUCGCCCCUCUACAGCGACCAGCAGUUCGCCUGCGUCAAGGAGCUGCUCUGCGCCGCGGGGAAGCGCGAUUACCGCUAA
Messenger RNA from Nothoprocta perdicaria, 546 nucleotides. RefSeq names its product SH3 and cysteine rich domain 3 (gene STAC3). Bases 1 to 546 code for a protein of 181 amino acids. The record is from RefSeq and is a predicted model, not a curated record. NCBI's taxonomy places the organism in Eukaryota, Metazoa, Chordata, Aves, Tinamiformes, Tinamidae. The transcript is spliced from 5 exons. Gene Ontology annotation, biological process: positive regulation of protein localization to plasma membrane; skeletal muscle contraction; positive regulation of voltage-gated calcium channel activity. Gene Ontology annotation, cellular component: extrinsic component of cytoplasmic side of plasma membrane.